AUGCCUCCUGCACAGGUUCUGCUUUUUUCUAAAUAUCCAGAACAGGAGACUCAGACUGCCUCUCAAGCUGCUGAAAGGAUGGAAACUUUAAUACAAGAUUUGAAAGAAAAACAUCACCAGAAGCAUAAACGAUCAUUGUUUCCAAGUGAUCUGUUCUCUGCUGAUCUUCUCACCAUGAUUGCCAAUGUCUCUGGAUGCCUGCCAUACAUGCUGCCACCAAAAUGUCCAAACAACUGUAUGACCAAAAAAUAUAGACACAUCACUGGGGUUUGCAACAACAGGGAGCAUCCUAGGUGGGGAGCUUCCAAUACAGCCCUAGCUAGAUGGCUUCCUCCAGUUUAUGAAGAUGGAAUAACUCAGCCAAAAGGAUGGAAUCCUGGUUUCUUACAUAAUGGAUUUCUAUUGCCAUUGGUGCGUGAAGUGACAAGAAACAUUAUUGAGUCAUCUAAUGAGGCUGUUACUGAUGAUAAGCUACAUUCUGAUAUUUUGGUUGUAUGGGGACAAUACAUAGCUCAUGAUCUUGCAUUUACACCCCAGAGUGUCAACCGACCUUCCUUUCUGGGAGAAAUAGACUGCCAACUGACAUGUGAAAACCAAAAUCCAUGUUUUCCAAUACAGGUUUUUGCCAAUGAUACGUUUUCCUUGAACAUGGAGUGCAUGCCUUUUUACCGUUCAGCUCCUGCAUGUGCCACUGGAAACCAGGCUGUUCUCCUAGGAAACCAACCAGCCCUAUACCCAAGGCAACAGAUUAAUAGCCUAACUUCCUUCCUCGAUGCUUCCACAGUUUAUGGUAGCACACCAGCAGCGGAGAACAAACUGAGGAAUAUGACAAGUGAAGAAGGUCUUCUGAGAAUAAAUGUACAAUACUUUGACAAUGGCCGGGAAUACCUUCCCUUUGUGGCUCAAGUCCCUUCACCUUGUGCUCAAGAUCCUAAAGCAGACAAAGAAGAAAGGAUUGAAUGCUUUAUGGCUGGGGACAGUAGAUCUAGUGAAGUGAUUUCCUUGGCUGCUAUACAUACACUGUGGUUGAGAGAGCACAAUCGCCUGGCAAAAGCCCUGAAGAAGCUAAAUCCUCAAUGGAGUUCUGAAACAAUUUAUCAAGAAGCUCACAAGAUUGUUGGUGCUUUGCAUCAGAUUAUUACCAUAAGAGACUACAUCCCAAAAAUCAUUGGCACAAAUGCUUUCAACAAAUUCAUUGGCCCUUAUAAAGGCUACAAUCACACAAUGGAUCCCACAGUAGCCAAUGUGUUCUCUACAGCAGCUUUUCGCUUUGCUCAUGCUGCAAUUCAUCCAACAAUAAAGAGACUCAAUGCACAGUAUCAAAGUGACCCCAGUCUUCCUAAUCUUCAGCUGCAUGAAGCUUUCUUUACUCCCUGGAGACUCAUUAAAGAAGGUGGUUUGGAUCCCGUGGUAAGGGGAACUCUGGCAAUUGCUGCAAAACUACAGGUACAAGAUCAGCUGCUGAAUGAGGAGUUAACAAAGAAGCUCUUCGUAUUGUCUAAUAAUGGCUCACUGGAUUUAGCAUCAUUAGAUUUACAACGGGGACGUGAUCAUGGGCUUCCAGGUUACAAUGAUUGGCGAGAAUUCUGUGACUUGCCAAGAUUAAGGACAGAAGCUGACCUGACAACAGCAAUAGCAAACAGGAUGGUUGUCAAAAAAAUCUUGGAAUUCUACGGCAAUCCUGACAACAUUGAUGUCUGGCUGGGGGGUAUUGUAGAAAACAUGUUACCAGAUGCCAGGAUGGGUCCAUUGUUUGCUUGUAUAACUGGAAAACAAAUGAAAGCACUGAGAGAUGGUGACCGAUUUUGGUGGGAAAAUGUUAAUGUUUUCACAGAAGCUCAAAGACAUGAACUCAACAAAUAUUCUUUAUCAAGAUUAAUCUGUGAUAACACAGGCCUCACUGAAGCACCUCUUGAUGCUUUCAUACUUGGAAAGUUUCCUAAAGAUUUUGAGUCGUGUGCAAAUAUACCCAGCAUUAAUUUAGAAGCUUGGCAAGAGCCUUUUCAGACAGAGUUGACUUGUGGUUUCCCAACAAGAGUGGACGAUGGUGACUUUGUCCAUUGCUCAGAGGCAGGAAAAUCCAUGGUUACCUAUUUUUGCCAUCAAGGAUAUAAGCUACAAGGAGAAGAACAAUUGUCCUGUACAAAUGGCAGAUGGAAUUCACAGCCACCAGCCUGCGAAGACCUCAACGAAUGUGAGAACAAGUCCGAUCCCCCAUGCCACUCCUCUGCCAAAUGUGUGAACACCAAAGGCAGUUUCCAGUGUUUUUGUACAGAACCCUAUGAACUGGCAGAAGAUGGGAAAACAUGUAUAGAUUCUGGAAGGCUGUCCAAGGCAUCUAUAGUCUCCAUCAUUUUAGGCAUUGUGAUAUUCAGUUGUUUGGCACUGUCAAGCUGCCUUGUGAUUUGCCGGUGGUCCUACUGUGCUAGAGGCUCAAUUAAUUCAUCCAUGUUGAAAGAUGGAAAAAAUCAUGCAGAAGGGGGAGACUGCCAUGAAAUGAACACGUCACCAGCAAAUAUACUAGUUAAACCAGUUGAUAAGGAUCGUCCCAGUAUUCCCUGCGUCCUACUUUGCAUGUGAAUUACUGCAAAACAUUUCAGAAGAUAACAUCAGGCUGUGCUUCAAAACAGGACGCAAAAAG
Hemicordylus capensis (graceful crag lizard) is the source of this 2641-nucleotide messenger RNA. It is a transcript of the gene TPO, whose product is annotated as thyroid peroxidase. Lineage: Eukaryota; Metazoa; Chordata; Lepidosauria; Squamata; Cordylidae. The record is from RefSeq and is a predicted model, not a curated record. The transcript has 14 exons. Gene Ontology annotation, cellular component: membrane. The coding region runs from base 1 to 2580 and encodes 859 amino acids. Gene Ontology annotation, biological process: response to oxidative stress; thyroid hormone generation. Gene Ontology annotation, molecular function: iodide peroxidase activity; heme binding; calcium ion binding.